AUGGCCGCCGCUGCCGCUGCGAGCGUGAAUGCACGAAACAAGAGGCUCUCAGCCCUCCGCGCUGUGGACGACUGGAAGGGACUCUACCGGUCGCAUCCCUACGACGAGGAGUCGCCCAACACCGCGUGUCUCAUCUUUAUGCUGAUGAUCGGGUUCAGCAUGGUUGUGUAUGGCGUCCACGUGUGGUUCCAGUCCUACAUUGAUACACGCUCUUUCGUUGUGAAGGAAUUCAACUGGGCCCUGGGAAAUUGGACGAAAAAAUUCGAGCCUGUCAUGAAGAAGAGCACUGCGAGCAUCACGAUCAACGGCACUAGCAGCAGUAUGUCAAUGGACAACACUUCCGAAUUCCCCAAGAAGUGGCAGACGGAAUUCGCUCUGCUGUGGGAGUGGAUCACUGUCGGGGUCAACCAGAAGAUGUGUCGGGUGCAGAGUCAUGGCGUCUGGGAGCGAGGGAGCUGCUGGAGCCUGCGGAGACUGACGAGCGUCUGCCUGACGCUCGAGCUCAAGGAAGCUGGGAACGAGCAGCAGUGGGUGCUGCCGGCGAGGCAAGUGUCGCAAUGCGGAUGUAGCAAGGAUGGGCCCUUGGUGUAUGCCAAGGAAUUCUCCCGGCGGCUGCCCAACUCCAACCGGAGGCUCUCGUCCCAAGAUCUCAGCCCCACCCGCGGCAACUUCUCCUCCCCCUUCGUGGUCCAGUUUGCCCUGCGGUACAAGGAGGAUCCAUUCCUCUCAGCUUCAAAGCUCUCCAACGGCCAGUUCACCUUCGGCCCGACUCCUCAUCAGAACUUCCUUGAAAGCAUCGUUAUGAUGGCCCUCGGGGGAAUCAUCAUCCUCCCUGCCAGCGUCGCCCUGAUCGCCCUGUCCUGCGGAUGCUCUCCGGACAAAUCGAGGAGCAGCCGACAACGGAAGCCGAGCGCGGAAACGAGGAGGCCGCAGAGGUACACGAGGCUGGCGGAGGAGGAGGAGAGGACGGAACAUAGAGUGAUGAUUGGCGAUGCAAACAGCCAGACUGUGAGACGGCGGGGAAGGAGCAAGGACAACGUCGAGAUGAAGCCUCUCCUGCAGCAGCAGCAGGAGGAGGAGAAGGCGGAUCAAGCGCACGAGACCCAAGAGGUUCGGAUUGAUAUCAAGGAGAGCUCCAACACAUAA
Messenger RNA from Guillardia theta CCMP2712, 1146 nucleotides. RefSeq lists its product as hypothetical. The record is from RefSeq and is a predicted model, not a curated record. The transcript is spliced from 12 exons. The coding region runs from base 1 to 1146 and encodes 381 amino acids. NCBI's taxonomy places the organism in Eukaryota, Cryptophyceae, Pyrenomonadales, Geminigeraceae.